GCUAACUCUGUUCUUUCCUUUACUGCGGCUUAGGUUAAACUGUGUUGUUGUCCGAGUUACGUCUUCUUUCAGCACUUUUUUUUGCCAUGUAAGAGAAAUAUGAGGCGAGGAUUUGAGCAGGAGAAUCUAUUUACUUUGUCUAAACAUGCUACAGAAUUUAAAAAUAAGGUUAGAAUCUUAAUUGAGAAUGAUGAAGAAAGAGUUUCAUUUUAUGAAGCCCUGAAGGGAUACCAAUCAUCAAACUCACCUGAAAAACUUGUCAGUGAACUCAAGUCAGUGAUCAAUACUCCCAAGAGAUACCCACUCUUCAGAGAAGUGAGGCAUGUGAUUAAGCCAACGGAUGCCACUACCUACCAGAAUUUGAUUCCAAAGUCACCAAGUGAUGGAAUACGUCUUAUCAAGAUGCAGCACUUUGGGAAUAAUGCCACUGGAUUUAGUGUUCGAGGAGGUAAAGAGCAUGGCGUUGGAAUCUUUGUAUCUCUUGUUUCACGGGGUUCACAAGCAGAUAUUGUUGGUUUGAAGGCUGGUGAUGAGAUUUUAAGUAUUAAUGGAUUAUACCUUGGGGAAGCUACACAUGGAGAGGUAGUCAACAUCUUAAGGUCACACAGUAAUCUUCUCCUCAAAGUAAGAAGUAAUGUUAGAAAUGGAAUACCAGGCAAAGAAGGACUGUUCAUUAUCUCAGUGACAUCUGGCUCAUUGGCUGACAAGACUGGAGCACGAAUCGGUGACCAGAUAGUGGCUGUGAAUGGCAAGAAUAUUAUGAAAUUGAGAUAUUCGGAGGCGGUCUACUUACUUAAGUCUUUUAAGGAAUUACAGCUUGUUCUCCGACAUAGCAAGGAAGCCGAAAAGUUUAUCCUGGAUGAAAUUCUCAAACAGCAGCAAGACGCUCUUCCAGAAUUUGCCAUCAAAACACAGCUCCUUACUCGAAAGGCUGAGGAAAAAGAAAGACUGGAGAAAGCCAAAGGACAAAUGCACUUUAAUCAACUGCUGCGUUCAAAGGAAAUAGAUGAAGAGGGAAAGGAAAAAGGCAACAACUCUUUGGAGGAAAAAGCAGGCAACGAAACAGAUAAAUUUAAGGAGGAAAGCCUCAGCUCUUCUCAACCUGCCUGCAAAUCCUCAGAAGUUAACAUGACACCAAACAGUGAGAAAAGAGCUGCAUUCUCAGAAACGUUAAAGUUUGAAGAUGAUGUGUUGGAGGGAAGAGAAGCACACUUUUUGUCGAUUGAAAAGGUGUCUGAAUUGGGUCUAGAGCUAGAGGAGCGUGACGGUGGAAUUUUCGUGACAGAAGUUCAAGAACAUGGUUGUGUAGCGGUGCAUGGCGGAGUAUGCACAGGAGACCAAUUGCUAAAUGUGGAAGGCACAAGUCUUUUGGGUGUCACUGUGCUGCAAGCGCACGAGGAACUGAACAAGGCUAUGAACAGGAACUCGGAAAAUAUCGACCUCGUGGUAGCCAUUUCUUUGAAGAGAGGGAACCGGCGGCCAAUCCUUAGAACCGGUAGCGUAGUGAGAAAACGGGAUCCAAUCACAGGAGCAGAAGUAUACGACACUUGGCUUUGAUUCACGCCUUAACUAAAUGGAAGGAAAGCUAAAUGAAGACAGCUAGACUAAUUUCAAAUUGAAUUUCUCUUUUUAUAGCGAAUUAUUUUGCACGACUUUGACACACCCAAACUCACUUGUAAUGUUACAAAUGACUGAACUGUUAAAAGCAAUAACUGCAUUUCUGUCUAGGCUUCAUCAAGGUUUUAUUUGUGGGAAUGCUAAAGAAAUUAGCUGCAAUUGACACUGGUUACUUUUUUGAAAAGUUAGAUAAAUCAGGCACUUUGUUCAAUUACAAACAGGAAAAGGAACCCAAUGUCGUAGGCAUAUUUAAGAUUCAUUAAUUUGUUCUUAUUUAUAAUUUUACUGAGUUUAUUUAUUGCAGACAGAGUCCGUAGACAAUAGAAGAGUUUCGUUUUCAGUGCUACAAAUAACAUGUCAAGGUUUCAGUGGUUUAGAGAGAACCUUUACCCUUUGAGCUUUUAGAGUGACUGGCAUCUAAUUUCUCCUUACAAUAUCACCCUGAAUCACACAUUAAAGAAACGAUGCUAAGGGAAAUUAUUACUAUCUAAAGUAGCUCGUGAUUGUUAAUUGAAUUUUCCUUGUCAGCACCGCAGGAAACGUUUGAUACCAGUAUGGAGAAUAUGCAUACUGAUGUUUGGGUGUGAAGGGGUUAAAUUGAAAUAUGUAAGAAUAACGGUAUUACCUGUCGUAACCCUUUUACAUAUUGAAGUCCAUUCUAUACCCCUUUUAUCCUUGGAUAACUUUAUGUCAUAAUUAAAUCCGUUGCUUUGUUGAA
Messenger RNA from Stylophora pistillata, 2335 nucleotides. RefSeq names its product harmonin. Gene Ontology annotation, molecular function: protein binding. Gene Ontology annotation, cellular component: plasma membrane; stereocilia ankle link complex; stereocilium tip. The record is from RefSeq and is a predicted model, not a curated record. NCBI's taxonomy places the organism in Eukaryota, Metazoa, Cnidaria, Anthozoa, Scleractinia, Pocilloporidae.